AAGCACAUCAAGUGCCCAGAAUGUUAUGAGACCGACUCAAUCGACGUCCAGUGGACAUCAGGAGCCUGCAGAACAUUUAAUUCAGCAGCGUACAAAUGAUGUUGCAUAUCCUCCAUUGUGUACCACUGCAUCAACUAGUGGCGGUCAACAACAUCAAACUGGUAUUAAACUUGAGGAAACAUCAACGCAUGUAAAACACGAGGUGCUUUACUUUUUGGAUGAGGUUAUAGACGUUGAUCAUGAUGAAUGUGAAGUUGAAGAUUUCCCUGAAAAUAAUAUCGAUUUCAGUUACGAUGAUGAUGAUAAUUAUUUACCUAACGACAAUACUGUGAACAGUUGCAACAGUUCAUCAAUUGCACAAUCUUCUCAGAUCAGCAAUGACGACAGUUAUGAAUAUAAUAUGAAUGAUGUACGUGUAUUGGGUACACCUUCGAUCGCAGUUCCGUCAACAGUGACACCUAUUCUUUCCUGUAAUCUAAAUAAGGCAGUCGAUGAUAGUUUGAAGACAAAUCUAUCGCAGAAUUUUAACGAAGGACUUACAUCGGCGAUAUCACUUCAGGGGACAGACAUCCUUCUUUUAAAUAAUGCAUUGUUGAAUUUUAACGAUAUACCAAUGCCAAAAACAUCUUCGUCGAUUCAAUUUCAACCGCCAAGACUGGCUUCUCCGAAUAAUUCGAAUUUAUCAACGUGUGGUACCAUCAAAAAACAAAAUGUGCGACACUAUAAAUCUGUCAAUCCAUUUACAUCUGCUCCUGCAAACGCAUGCAAAUUCCCACGAGUGUCUGAUAUUCCUCAAUCAAUACUUAGUCCAAACGAACCAAUUGUCCCUCUCUCUGAUAAGUUUUCCAGGAAAAGGAAAAAUGCAGAUAUCAACAUCGUUAAGAUUGAAGAGGCAGUAAGCCGUUCAGCAGAUGAUUUGCACUCAGUUGCUAUUAACAUGAAUCAGACAAUGCAAUUGAAAGCAGAAAUUUUAAGAAAGCAAUUGGAGCCUGCAGCUUCAGAUCCACUGUUUCGACUUUUAACACACAAUUGGGUGCAGCUUUCUCUUCGUGCUCAAGGUGAAAUACUAGCCCCAGCUUUAGACAUUAUGGAGAAAUAUGUAGAUACUCCAUAGUGGUUAUAAUCAA
Molecule: messenger RNA, 1127 nt
Organism: Leptopilina boulardi
Lineage: Eukaryota; Metazoa; Arthropoda; Insecta; Hymenoptera; Figitidae
Exons: 2
Coding region: 26-1114 (362 amino acids)
Source: RefSeq, a predicted model, not a curated record